Molecule: messenger RNA, 4709 nt
Organism: Prosopis cineraria
Lineage: Eukaryota; Viridiplantae; Streptophyta; Magnoliopsida; Fabales; Fabaceae
Exons: 17
Coding region: 411-4088 (1225 amino acids)
Source: RefSeq, a predicted model, not a curated record
AUUAACAUAAACUGUAUCAGUCAACUUUUUUUAUUUGAAGAAAAUAGUAGUCAACUACAUGUAUACCGUCGGUGUACGCAUGUACGAAAACUCGAUAAUGUCCAUGGCCCUCCCGCGUUAUUUCACCCCCUUCGCUUCGCUCUUUCUCCUCUCUGCGACGAUUUGAUUUUGAUCCGUUGUUGACUUCUUUAAUUCCCGGGGGGUUUGUUGUACCUUCUGUGGCUCUUGCCAUAUUUCCAUCACAUACUUGUAUGCUGGUGCAUUUAGAGAAUGCCUAAUAGAGCACUGGUAAUUUUGACGCCAUGAUGUAGAAUUAAGUGCGGGACUUUUGAAUUUUAAUUUGACUUUUGGGCAAAUAAGACAGACAUUCACUCACCUGUCUUGCAAGCUUUAUCAACGAGAGCAACUUAAUGCUGGGUUCUGAAAAUAACUUAAGCAGCAGCAGUGGGAUAACGUCAUCAGAUAUGCCACCCUUGCCUCAGUGCUUACCACUUGAUCCAAUUACAUUAGGCAAUAAAAAAAAUGCUCGUUCAGGAGAGCUGAGGAAGGCUCUGGGUGUCCCCUUGGGGAGUACUUCAGAAGAUCACUCUCUUGGUGUUCCACAUCCAAAACCCAUUGCCCCAGUAGCCUCAGGGGAGCUAAAGCACUUCAAAGAGAGCGUGCAGGAUACUUCCAGAAAAGCAAGGGAUAGAGCAAAAAUGUUGCGGGACUCUAUAUCUAAAUUGGAUAAAUUUAGGGAGGCGUUAAACUCAAAGAAGCGGCAAAGAACUGAUUUCUCAGCGGACAGGGGAGUUGGAGUAAACUUAACAAAGAUGGGUAGCCAGCUCCAUAGAAAUUCUAGUGAUAUUCUAACUCAGAAAUCAGAAGCCAAGACUGCAAGUUCUGCACUGAACAAGCGGAUCCGAACAUCUGUGGCAGAUGUGCGGGCAGAAAGUAGGUCUGUUGCUACUAUGAGGCAGCAGGAUGGUAAUCUGAUUCAGACACUUGGUGGGAGCUCAGUCCGAACUGAAGAGAAGACUCGCAGAUUGCUUGCUGGAGGUGAUGGGUUAGAUCAUAAAAUAAAGAAGAAAAGGUCUGUUGCAGCUGCAGGCAACAGAGUUACAGCUGGUGACAGAGAUGUAAAGCGAGCUACACUUUCUAAGACCAGUUCAGAUUUAAAGUUGCGGUUUUAUGAUCCUCAGGGCUUCAGAUUGAAGCCUCUUCCUGGAGCUUGUGGAAUCAACAAGUCUGAAAGUUCUUCAGAGCCUACUAAUUCAGGUGUGCGUACAACGCUUGGGAGUGAGCAAGAGGGUGCCUCUCUUCACAGGGACAACAUGGCUACUUUAGAUCAUAGAGUAGCUAAAGCAAACUGCAGGGCAAACACUCAGGAGGAUUGUCUAGCAAGCUGUCCGAACACACUGAUUAAAAACAAGGUUUCUCGGGCACCACGAACAGGUUCAGUUACUGCACUAGACUCAUCUAGUACUCAGCCUUCAUCUGGUUCUUUCUCAGGUUCAGGUUCUUCUAUACAUCCAAUGACCAAGUGGAUUGGUCAGAGGCCACAUAAAAACUCCCGCUCAAGAAGAUCAAAUGUAGUUUCUCCUGUUUCACGUAACAUAGAAACUCAGGUUUCAUCUGAAGGCUGUCCAACUCCUGAUUUUAGUGUUAGAGCUUCUGGUGUUGGAAGCAGUCAGAUGGCUAGCAGUGUGAAUAACAGUACUCAGAAAUAUAAGAGGCCAUCUGAUGAUAUUUCAUCUCCAUUUGGCUUAUCUGAAAGUGAAGAGUCUGGAGGUGGGGAAAACAAAAUAAAAGAGAAGGGAUUGAAUAACAGUGAUUUUUCUCCAACAGCAGAAAAAGCUGAGGCUUUGAAGUUAAAGAUGAGGAAGAACAAGAUUCCAAUAGAUGAAUCUGGAGAUUGUGUGCAGAGACAAGGAAGAAUUGGAAGAAAUUUAUCCUUUGUAAGGCCAGGCCUCCCUUCAGGGAGGGAGAAGACAGAGAGUCUACCUAUAAUGAAGCCGCUGCAGAACAUGGGAUCUGAUGAUAAGAAUAAAAUCAAGUAUGGUCGUCCUCCUUCAAAAAAGCAGAAGGAUCGCAAGGUUUUGAUCCAUAUGGGGCAGAUGUUGAGUGAUGGUUCUAAAAAGUUUUCCGGUGAAUGUGGUGAUGAUCGUGAAGAACUAUAUCAAGCUGCCAAUUCUGCAUGUAAUGCUAGCAAUCUUGCUUGUUCUAGUCCAUUUUGGCAUAAAAUGGAGCCUAUUUUUGCCCCUGCCAGCUUGGAGGAUUCAUCAUACUUGAAGCAACAGCUAAAUUCUGCAGAGGAACUUGACAAGAGUUUAUCUCAGAUGUUUGAUGUUGAUCAUGAUAUUUUGGGUGUUCUGGUAAACAAUGAAGCUAUGCAUGGUUUAAGGGAAAGAAAGAGAAGGCAAUGUGAUGAACAGUCAACUAAGAAUGAUGCUUUAAGUGGAAAGAAUGACUUUGAAAGACUGGACAAGGUCUCCCCAUUGUUCCAAAGAGUUAUUUCUGCUUUGAUUGAAGAAGAUGAAGUUGAAGAAUCUUACCACCCCAAUGAAGCAAAGAAUACAUCUAGACAGUGUGCUAGUGAUGAUUCUCAUUGUGGAUCUUGUAAUCAAAUUGAUUUUGAACCCAAAGAUUGGGAUAAAAUGGACUCUGAAGUUGAGUCGAAGGAGGAGCUUCAAAUUCAGAAGAAUUUCAUUUUGGACAGACUAUCUUGUGAUAAGAGCACUGCAUCUAACACAUUUAGGUACCCUAAUGCAUCCAGUUCUUUACAAAGCACUGGAGUUUGGCAGGGAGAUGAAGAGUUUUCCCAUUCUGAUAUCACUCAUACUAGUGAAAUAUGUUCUAAUGACCUUGAUCAACUUCCAACUGCUGAAUUAUGUGGUCCUGGAUUUCCUUCUUCGGAUGUCCAGUAUCAGCAGAUGUGUCUGGACGACAGGCUUCUGCUUGAGUUGCAGAGUAUUGGCAUAUAUCCGGAAAUUUUGCCUGAUUUGGCUGAGGAAGAUGAAGCCUUAAAUCAAGAUAUUAUAGAACUCAAGAAAGGGCUGCAUCAACAGAUUGGGAGGAAGAAGAAAAAAUUGGACAGAAUUGAUCGAGUUGUUCAGAAAGUGAGAGAUACAGAAAGGCGGAAGAUCGAGCAAGUUGCAUAUGACAAACUUAUUGAGAUAGCUUACAGAAAGAGAAUGGCAUGUCGUGGAAGCAAAAAUUCUAAAAGUGCAGUUCACAAGGUGUCAAGACAAGAUGCCCAGUCUUUUAUUAAGCGUGCACUUGGAAGAUGUAAAAAAUUUGAAGAAACUGGCAAUAGUUGCUUUGGUGAACCUGCCCUACAAAAUAUCAUUUUCUCUACCCCUUCACGUGAUAAUGAUGCAAAAUCUGGUGAAGGCAUUGUCUCUAUGACAGCCAGCAACACUUGCAAUAAAGUUUCCCAUCAAGUGGAAGCAGGAAGAUCAGUUGCAGUUUCCAGUGUUUCUGAGAAAUACGAUCCCCAUAGAGAUAAUGCAGACAGAGGUAUGCAGGAUUCGUUCCAUGGUCCAGUUCACUCGUCUGAACAAGGAUCGUCCAAAAAUGGGUCUCUGCUUGUCAAGGAGAAAAAGAGGGAAAUGCUGGUUAAUGGUGUUGGUUCCUUCUCAAGAGCAUCAAAUGUUGAUGGCCCUGCUCACGGUGGUGUAAAGGGAAAGAGAAGUGAGAGAGAUAGGAACCAAAGCAGGGACCAGAGUAGACACAUUUCCAUCUCCAGUGACCUGUCAAUGGACAGCAGCCGAAAUGAGUGCAAACCUAAAACAAAGCCCAGGCAAAAGAGUAAUCUAAGCGGACAUCAAGAUAUUUUUGUGGGUAAUGCAGGCAAUAAUGAUGGCAAGGAGAGUGAUCCAUUGUCUGGCAAGAAGGACACAUUGAAGAAGGGAUCGAGCGACUUGGGUAACUUGCAACUGCAUGAGUUAGAUCCAAUGGAAGAAUUAGGUGUAUCUGGGGACCUUGGUGGCCACCAAGAUCUUAGUUCUUGGUUCAACUUUGAUGAAGAUGAUGGUUUGCUAGAAGAUGAUACUGUUGGUCUUGAAAUACCGAUGGAUGACUUAUCAGAGUUAAAUAUGCUAAUGUGAAGUGAUCUUUGUUGUUAUUUGGUGGUCAAUUCAGAUGACGAUGACCAUGAUUCUGAUGGCCUCGGAAAUCGAGUGGAUGGAUGAUGCGUCAUUUACUUGCGUUCCAAAAUGUGAAAAUGUUCUUCCCCAUGGACUAGUGGUUCUGGCUAAGAAUUUUCAUUCCAUUGGGGGUUCAACUAUGAGGUGGAGAGAAACUUUGAACCGCUAGUGAUCUUUCUGCAGGAAAUUGUAGAAGUAAUUUAUUGGGGGAUUGAGAUCCAUGGCUGUCAUGAAGUUUGUUGGUCUUUCUCCAUUAUUUCGCCCAGCAAGAUACAAGGUCCACACGUCUUGAAAAUAUUCACUUCAUCCAAAGUUUGGCCCUUAGUUAGCAUUCAGGAAUCAACUUCAUUCAAUUAAAAGAUGUAUGGCAAACUGGAUGGUGGGUGAAUUUGACUUGAGAGUAUGAAUUAUCGUGAUUUAUGUUUGAAAAUCAUUGUCCAAAAUGUAAUGCCUGCCAUUAAUGUCAUUAAAAUGUAGUAGUAUAGCUUUCCCACAACGGUGCCAACGGAAGACAAAACACAAACGUGCCUUUGGAGGUUAGAUUCAAUAUUUGACCGAAUGAAUUGAUUUUGGAGGCAAACA